Molecule: messenger RNA, 2013 nt
Organism: Aureobasidium melanogenum CBS 110374
Lineage: Eukaryota; Fungi; Ascomycota; Dothideomycetes; Dothideales; Saccotheciaceae
Product: putative beta-galactosidase
Exons: 1
Biological process (GO): carbohydrate metabolic process
Cellular component (GO): vacuole
Molecular function (GO): beta-galactosidase activity
Source: RefSeq, a predicted model, not a curated record
GGUACCAAUUGGGGAAACCUAGGACACCCUGGUGGUUAUACCUCAUAUGAUUAUGGAGCUGUCAUUACCGAGGAUCGUCUAGUAUCACGCGAAAAGUACAGCGAGGCCAAGCUCGAAGCCAACUUCCUGCAAGCCUCGCCAGCAUAUCUCACCGCGAUCCCUCAGAAUAACACUCAUGCUAAUGGAAGUUAUACCAACAAUGCCGAGAUUGCCGUUACUGCUCUGCUAGGCAACAGGACCAACUUCUUUGUUAUCAGACAUGCGGCAUAUAACUCUCGUGCCUCGACUCGAUUCAAGUUGACCCUACCUACUAGCCAAGGAAACAUCACCAUUCCUCAGCUUAACGGGUCCCUGGUUCUGAACGGCCGUGACUCCAAGUUCGCGGUAACUGAUUAUGAUGCGGCCGGAACCAAUUUGCUCUACUCAUCUGCCGAGAUCUUUACUCAGAAGUCUUAUGAUGGCAAGCAAGUGCUGGUGGUCUACGCUGGCCCCAAUGAGAACCACGAGCUUGCCCUGACCCUAUCUUGCAGCAGUGAGGUCGUGGAAGGAUCUGGGGUCAAUAUUGUAAAGAAGAAGGGUAAUACUAUCCUCGGCUUCCAGAGUAGCCCCGAGAGGAGAAUCGUGAAGAUCGGCGAGCUCUACGUCUACAUUCUGGACCGAAACGACGCAUACAACUACUGGGUUCUUGACCUGCCUUCGAGCCCUGUUUCUGGUAACUACACUAAUGGAACCUUGGAGACUUCCGCCGCAAUCGUCAAAGCUGGCUAUCUCCUUCGCACGGUUGAGGUCAAGGAUACCACUCUGCAUCUCACUGGUGAUAUUAAUGCUACCACCGACAUUGAGAUCAUUGGUGGCGCACCAGCCAAGCUUACCGGGCUCACGUUCAACGGCGAGAGCAUCAGGUUCGCUCAAGACAGUUGCUCAGGCGUGGUAACAGGCUCUGUUGCCUACGAAGAACCAUCAUUCUCUAUCCCUGAUCUCUCCACCGUCGGUUGGAAGGUGUUGAACUCCCUGCCUGAGAUCAUGCCAGGAUAUGACGAUAGUCUCUGGAGCGACGCGGAUUUGACCUACUCCAACAAUACCCAACGCAACCUGACCACUCCUAUGUCACUUUACGGGUCAGAUUAUGGUUACAAUGCUGGCAACUUGCUAUUCCGUGGUCAUUUCACUGCCACUGGUAGCGAGAGCUCCAUCUACCUCCAAACUCAAGGUGGCUCAGCCUUUGGCAUGUCUGCUUGGCUGAAUGGAACUUUCCUUGGCUCAGCACCUGGUAUUGAUGCCGCUUCAAAUGCUAAUUCAACCUUCAACUUGCCCAACGUCGUUUCAGGCAGCUCGUACGUCCUGACCGUUCUCAUCGACCACAUGGGGCUCCAGGAGAACGGUCAAGGUGGCUCCAGUGAGAUGAAGACACCUCGUGGUAUUCUCAACUACUCUCUGAGUGGUCGCAACGCUUCUGCGAUCUCGUGGAAGUUGACUGGCAAUCUAGGCGGAGAGGACUACCGGGACCGCACCAGGGGUCCUCUCAACGAAGGAGGUCUCUAUGCCGAAAGACAAGGCUACCAUCUCCCGGGAGCCCCUACUUCCAAUUGGGCCAAUAGCACUCUUGGACCUAUGGCUGGUAUCACCUCUCCUGGUGUUUCGUUCUAUUCCACGACCUUCGAUCUAGACAUGCCUGCCGGUUAUGAUAUUCCCAUCGCUAUCUCAUUCACCAAUGCCACAUCAAGCAGCAACGGCUCAGCUCCUGCUGCGUACCGCAGUCAGAUCUAUGUCAACGGCUACCAAUUCGGCAAGUACGUUUCGAACAUCGGCCCACAAGACGUGUACCCAGUGCCACAAGGUAUUUUCAACUACAAUGGACCUAACUACCUUGCUGUCUCGCUGUGGGCUUUGGAGGAAGGUGGUGCAAAGAUUACCAAUCUGAGUUUGGUCGCUGGCCCUGUCAUCCAGAGUGGUUACGGACCUAUAACUCUGAGCCCUAUGACUGGAUGGUCGAAGAGAGAAGGUGCAUACUAA